Molecule: messenger RNA, 269 nt
Organism: Monoraphidium neglectum
Lineage: Eukaryota; Viridiplantae; Chlorophyta; Chlorophyceae; Sphaeropleales; Selenastraceae
Exons: 1
Source: RefSeq, a predicted model, not a curated record
AUGGCGUGCCCCAUGCGGUUCGUGCUGGUUGCUGUGUCAUUGUUUGUGGCCUGGUUUGCGUGGUGGCGGUGUCAGACGCAGGACGAUGGCGAGGAGGGGCGGCUGGAGCAGCAGCAGCAGCAGGAGUGGGGCGAGCGGCAUCAGCAGCAGCGUAACCUGCAUGGCAGCAAGCCGCGGCUGCAGGACAGCCUCGCCAAGCAGUCAGCAGAGCCGUGGAGCAGCAGGUUGUUGGCAGUCGCAAGCACGUUUCUUGAUAUGUUCAGCGGCAG